Amoebophrya sp. A120 is the source of this 3851-nucleotide messenger RNA. NCBI's taxonomy places the organism in Eukaryota, Dinophyceae, Syndiniales, Amoebophryaceae. The record is from the annotation of a GenBank genome assembly.
CACUGCUCUACUCAAUCUCAAAAUAUUGCGAGCAGUUGCAAAACUGUCCCUAGACUUAUAUGCCACCUGAGUUUCAUUGUUCGAUUUACCUUCAUCGCACAUGCAUUCGCUUUCGCUUCGACUUUUUGUCGGCGCAGUGAAUAUCGUUCUUAUUUGUCAGAUUCGAAAUGCAGAAUCUUACUGACGACUAGUUUCACCUUCAGCGAUUCGUGCAUAUUUUUUUUCGACUAGUUUCAAUGUUUUUCACGAUCGACGAAACGAUAUGAAUUUCACCAGAUCAUGAUUAUAUAGUAGGUCUCGCCCGUGUGCCGUGGCUCUGGCUGUUGACUUUUUGCAAAGCACGCAACAUUUACAUUUUCGACGUUUAGGGGAGAAGCUUUACAUUUUCCAGAUACAUGUUCAUCGAUCCGAUCACCAACAGCACAGCAACACUGCGUACAUUCCCUGCCUGGUAUUGCUAGGGAAACCUGGUGGUCCGUUGGUUGGUGCUGACGAUGAUCAUCGCUGGGUGAUGGCGUGAGCCGCGUUUCGGAAUCACCAGUGCAGUAGAAAUAACGUCGCUAAAGAACUGCGCUGCUUAUAAUCGCAAUCGGGCCCGGGCGAUGAAAUACAACGCGGAACCUGGACACUAAAGCAUCUUCAACAAGUUCACGUUACAGACACAGCGUAAAUGUAAUUACAGCUGGGGAUACAAGAAAAACUGAAGACAGAAUUGUAAGAACAACCGAACGACGUCGAUUCAUCUUCUCCAGCUCCACAGCGACAACAUAAUUCGCGCUCGCAGCGAGCAAAUCAGAAAGUAGACCUGAUUCUUCGAGAGCGGACAGUGAUUCUGAUUGAGCUCCUUGACCCGCAGCGUUUUACUGCUGGAUGCCUGGUUACAGCGGAAGUCAGCCCGGCAUGUACGACACCAGCGACCUCCGAGUCCGGUCGCGCGGACCUAAUUACGCCGGGGGACCCUCGCCGUCUUCCUCAAGCACAGCUCCGAAUAAUGCUUUUUCAUUUUCCUACGCCGACGUGUUCAGAGAUCCGGAAAGCGGUUUAUCCGGCGGCGGACCCCCCGGCGGGGCUUUGCUGCCCGGCGCACGAGGCGGCGGCAACCGACCUGCGAUGACGCCACAGAUGAAAAUGAUGUUUUCAUUGCUGUGUGGCGCGGCGGCAGCAUUGCACGCGGAUUUGAAUAUGGCGGCGCCCCACCUUUCCAGACUUGCGGAAGACUUCGGUAUACAUAGCUUUCAUCUUUUUUGAUACCCACCGCAUUAUAUCUCGCAAGUGGUUCUGGCUCUGCUACUGCCUGCUUCAGCGCCUUCUUUGUAUAUGCUGGUGAUCAUUACUUCUCCAGUGGGCCGCACUAUCGUGUAUUUACUUUCGUCCGUUUUGGGUUUUGCACACGAAAGAACGAGAUCGCUUUGGCCAGCACGACUGCGUCGCUCACUUUUUUCAGGUCUGACGCCCAUGGAGAAGGACGCCCGUCUCGGUGGUCUGGUGCAGCUCGGUUUCUUCAUAAUUGGCGGCGCGUGCAGCGUUUUUGUGGGUCCAAUUGCGGACAAGAGCGACCGGGCGAUCAUGCUGACCGGAUUACUGUUUCUUUCGGCGGUGCUGAACUUGUCCAUUGCGUCGUUCCUCCCGAACAGCUAUCCUGUGCAAAAGUAUCGUACUCGUAGUAAUUGCAGUCAUGCAUUAUCCAAGGUAAAACAGCAUGACAAAUUUCAUUUCUCAUGCUGAGCAAAUUUGUCAUGCGAUUUAUACUAGUACGAUACAUUUGCAAUGCAUAACAGCAAAGUGGGGUUUUUCUACUUCUUCCUGUGCCGCGUCGCCUCCGGGGUGAGUAUCGGGGGGUGCUUUCCGGUCCUCUACUCCUAUGGAAGCGUCAGGUUUGAAAUCGUCAAAGUUGAAAUAGUUUGUCAUGCAUAAAACGGAUACCAGUUAGACCUACAGUUUGUAGUCGGUGCAUGACAAAUUUUCCCGGUCCUGGAAGCGAGUCUGUCAUGCGUUUUAGGGCAAAAGAGCUGCCUUCUGUCAUGCUAGUCAGCAGUCCAACUUAUGACCCUUGCCAGGACUUUAAUCUGCCUCCCGUGCUUCCUCUGCAAUAGAGUCACUUUUUGCGUCGCAUUUUAUGCAUGACAAAUCAUUUCAACUUUGCCGAUUUCAAUCCUGACACUCCCAUAACUCCCUCUGCGGAGAUAUGUUUCCCUCCUCCCAACGCAGCUUCGUGGCCGCGUCGAUUGGCGCUUCGGCUAACGUCGGGGCCGCGGUAGGGAGCAUGUUUUCCGGAAUGAUCGGUGGGGACGGUGCCUGGCGCACGCCGUACUUUCUCGCCUCUAUCCUGCAGCUCGCCGCCUCGGUUGCGGUGCAAAUGUUUCUGAAAGAUCCCCGCAUGGCCUCUGCUGGAUCUGCAAGUGCGGGCAGCGUGUCGGGGCCAGGUAUAUGUUUGUAGGUUUGAACUUGAAGUCUAACUCUAACUAAAGUUUUCCAGAUUUUGCUGGUGCAUCUUCAAGUUAAAGACCAAGAAGAUGACUUUUUUAUAUGCUCGUGCAAGAUGCCUUGGCGUUUUCUCGCCACGUAGAAAAGAAAUAGGAGCGAUAGCUUUCCUAGGCAUCUUGAACUCCACUGAAGGUAUUAUUUUUAUUAGUUGAUCUUGAAGAAGAAGAACACUUUAACACAUUCGAAUAUUCACGUACUAUUGCAGAUAAAAGCGCAGAUUGGGCCGCUGCCUGGGCGGGAGGGAGACAAGCUUACACAGAAAUGCAAGCAGAGCAAGGAUACAUACGGAUGGAGGACAUGGAUUUCGGCAAGUUUCGUGACAUCGCCCAUGUCGAGUCGAAUAAGAUUCUCCUUCUCCAAGCCAUUCCCGGAUGUGUCCCAGUGUCCCUCAUACUCACAUUCCUGCCGGAUUAUCUAAGUAUUUCUUUGUCCAUCUUUUGUCAAUGUUUCAGAGUUUCAGUAACUUUUCAAGUUCACGUUAAUUUACUCGAUUCUGGAUGUGUCGGUGUGAAUCAUCUGUGCGCUUUGUAGUUUUUGGCUAGUGCGACGAAGAGAGACGUCUCGAACUUUUAUUCAUUGUCUUUCGAACUAUCAGCGAAACUCCAAAACAAAGCAAAACACAAACAGUAUCCGAGCAGAAGAUGACAGUGCAGAGCACGGUGUUGGUCCAAAGUGCUUGGGGUGUAGCAAGUCUUGCACUGACGUUCAGUGGCGGGGCUCUUGGCCAGCGACUCUACGAGACGAACAAGAAUCAGUUUUGCCGUUUUCUCGCGCUUUGUUGCGCCCUCGGCGUGCUGCCAUUCCUGUUGUUGAUCAACUGCAGUCCCGACUGGAUAGCAAACGCAAGUACUGGCCGCGCCACCGUUUUCUCGGUAUUGCUUGCCGGCUUCGGGGGCCUGGUGGCCGUGGCCGGGCCGAACGUGCGUGCCACGCUUAUGAACCUGAACGAGAGUGGCCAACGGGGAACCGUUUUCUCCGCGCUCACACUGUGCGACGACUUGGGCAAGGGGCUGGGUCCCACCGUAAUCGUGCUCCUGGUCACGUUAUUCGGCCGCCGACUCGCGUUCUCGAUUGCCUUCUGCUUCUGGUUUUUUUCCGCCGGUCUGUUGUACUCGUUGAAGGGUUCGCUUGCACGAGACUCCCACAAUACCUCCAUCGGGCUGCGGCAAAGCCGAUACGAGUAGGAUUGUCUUCCGGAAAAGACAGUGCGUAUGCGCAUCACGAGAGCUGAUUGAAACUUUCCCAUGGAACAGCAUGGUGAAAUCACGCGACAAUAUUCUUCUUGAAGUGCUGCUGUAAUGUUAUCUCCAAGAGAGAUGUUGUGGACGGAGCCAGAAACAAAGCAAUGCCCAAGAUUUUUCAAUCAU